AUGGAGUCUGAGUCAUCUGCCUCGGUGACUGUCAACGCCAUGGCCGCGAUUUCGUCUGCUUUGCGGUCCGAAGCCGUCAAGAUCCAGUGCUGCUGUGGCCGGCCCGACUGCGUGUUUCUGAAGCACAACUGCUCUGUUCUCGAGAGCGUCGAAAAGGAUGUCCACACUGCUGCGAAAAUGGGCCAGGUUCUUCUGGCGCGCCACGAAGCCUAUAUGGCAGACGCCGAACGCGAUCGCACCGAGCUGACGAGCCGAAUCGAUCAACUCGAAACCGACAAGAGGGGCCUCGAGGCUGACAAUGCCAAAACAAUCGAGGAGAACCGCAUGCUGCUCGACCAGUUGGAGGCACUCAACUCAACCGUGACCGAUGCAGAGGUUCAGAUCACGACUCUCGAGGCGGCCUUGCGUUCUUCCCAAUUGAGUGUCAGAAGACUGGAGGGUGCUGCAGCCCGGGCGGCAGAGCUGGAGAAAGAACUGGAAUACCUGGAGCGGGAACAGGAAAAGAUUCAAAACGACCUCUUGAGCUCUCAGCGUGACGCACGCUCAGCAAUACAAAGAUGGAAGACUGCCGAACGUGGGAUUUCCAACCUUCAGGAUCAGCUAGAGCGCAUUGAACGCGAGGCUUCACAGGAGCGCGAGCGACAUGCCGAAGUUGUAGAGAGGCUUGAGCGGCAGAGCGCCAUGGAGAAGGACCUCACAGCUGCGGCUGGUCGACUCAAGGGCGCCGCCGCAACCAAGAGCCUUGGUGAUGGGAAAACCACGAACCCGGCAGUGUCACACUUUGUGCGAGAUCUUCUGCAAGACAAUGCGAAUCUGCAGUUGGGCAUUGCCGAGCUUCGGGAGCUUCUCGCCAGCAGCAAUGACGAGAUACAGAUGCUUAGAGAGCAACUGGUGUACCAUCAACCAAUCGCUGAAGGCGAGGCCAGCGCUGCUUCGACUCUAAGAGCUGAGCUGGGGCCCCGGGAGUAUGAACUGAACAGUGAAACACCAACUCGAAAGCCAUCUGUGCAUCGGCACGCCCCCAAGCUGUCGCAGGAGCUACAUAUUCACCACCAUUACCACGUCAAGCCUGACGCAAAGAAGCCCAAGAAGAAGCGCCACGGACUGAGUGCGAGCAUCUUUAGCCCUCCCAUGAGAUCGCCUUCAACCCCUCCAGGUGGACAAUGGCAAAUGAACCAAGGGUCGCCCGCGCCUGCACUCUUGUCACACGGGUAUAGAGAUUCGGUUUCGACGGUACCCUCAAACAGAUGGUCUGUCUUUUCGGAAAACAUGUCAGAUGCUGCCAUCUCAUCGGUACCAACGUCUCCCCGUUCCAACAACCGGGAUUCAAUGUUUGACCGCAGUAUUCUGGAGGGAUCAUGCCCCACAUCCCCAGUUACUUCGACUGAUCCCAGGUCACCUGGGUUCGAGAAUGCAUAUCGUCAGGGUCCAUCUGAUCAUUCAGCCCACAGCUUCCAACCGUCGCAUCUUCCUUUGCUUGGCAAAAGCUCGGACGGAAAAGCUGCUGUCAGUCUUUCGUCGACUCCAAUACAGUCAAACAAUGUUGACUCUUUUGGAGCCGACUCUCAGGCAACGCCCGAUCGUCUUACUGAUAGUCCAGUGGAUACGUCACCUUCACCGGAAUCUACCCGGACGUCCCCCCUUGCGCUUACAGUGUCUACCAGUGCCACUUUGGACGAUACAGAGGACAACUCAUCCAUUACGCCAACAUCAACAGUUGGCGGACCACCGGUUUAUCGAAAAGUCCACCGUGCUGCCUCUCACGAAUCCAUCAUGUCGCUGUCGGGCGGGUUAGACAUCCACACGCUCAAGACAAGGCCGAGCCAGCUUACGUUGAGGCACCUCGGCACCAUGGCCUCGGCAGACACUGGGCUCAGCGCGGUGACGGCGAGCCCGACAAUAUCCAGAGUCGUGACCAGCAACGGCAAGCCUGGAAGCGCGGCUCUCCGAGACAGUCUCUCGAUUGGUUUACCGAUGCCAAGGACCCGUGUUGUUUCGGCGGGCGUGUCCGGGUCUUCUGCCACAUCGACCCUCACGAGCUUUGCUACUCCUCGUCAGCCCACGUCGGCACUAGGAAGGUUUGCUGCAUGGCGACUGUGGGGAGGAUCUAGCUCGUCAUCUUCGACGCCAUCGUCGACAGCUCCCGUACCUGCGAUUCAAGAAUCUGUUGUGACGACCGUCCAAGAUGUGACAGCAACGCCAAAGUCGCCUCUGACGCCGGCAUCUCUGGGCUCGUCGUCCAAAUCGCCACGGGAACAACAGCAAAGAGACUUUUCGAGACCGGCAGGGAUCAACCAGGCUGGUGCUAUACCUGGCUUUCAAGAAUACUUUGCAGCUCAUCAGCGGAGGGCGCCCCCGAGUAAGGUCACACCCGAUGUUGUCGACCGUGAUGCGUUGAGAGAGGUGCUUAAUGGGGAAUGA
This is a messenger RNA of Pyricularia pennisetigena, 2421 nucleotides long. RefSeq lists its product as uncharacterized. The coding region runs from base 1 to 2421 and encodes 806 amino acids. NCBI's taxonomy places the organism in Eukaryota, Fungi, Ascomycota, Sordariomycetes, Magnaporthales, Pyriculariaceae. The transcript is spliced from 2 exons. The record is from RefSeq and is a predicted model, not a curated record.